Molecule: messenger RNA, 1281 nt
Organism: Aspergillus homomorphus CBS 101889
Lineage: Eukaryota; Fungi; Ascomycota; Eurotiomycetes; Eurotiales; Aspergillaceae
Product: putative L-cystine transporter
Exons: 4
Coding region: 163-1020 (285 amino acids)
Biological process (GO): L-cystine transport
Cellular component (GO): vacuolar membrane; fungal-type vacuole
Molecular function (GO): L-cystine transmembrane transporter activity
Source: RefSeq, a predicted model, not a curated record
CAAGUGAUCUCUCCCUCCCUUCCUUUCCCCGGUCCCCUCAAUUGACGACAAAGCGACAAAGGCGGGAUGCUGGUCUCCGUGUUCGACUAAUCUCUUUCCUUGAUCUUCCACGCUUGACGUUAUUUUCUCUCAUGGUUAUCUGAGGUGUGUGAAAAUCUAAUCAUGGCCUCUCAACUCGAGAUCUUUGUUAGAGCUCUGUCUCGCCUUUUGGGCUGGAUCUACACGCUUUGUUGGUCCGCAUCGUUCUAUCCCCAACCGAUCAACAACUUUCGCCGGCGGUCAACCACGGGUCUAGCCAUCGACUUUCCUACGAUCAACGUCCUGGGCUUUGUUUGCUAUACGGUAUACACUUCUGCGUUUCUCUGGUCGCCUGUCAUUCGCCAUCAAUAUGCCGCCCGUCAUCCUCUCGCACAAGACGCCACAGUGCGCUUUAAUGACUUCGCUUUCGCCAUCCAUGCUGUCAUUCUCAGCGUCAUAUACUACUCCCAAUUCUGGCCCAUUAUCUGGGGCUUUAAAGUUUCUCGGUAUCAGCGGGUCAGCAGGCCGGUCGCUGGUCUUUUUUGGGGUUCUAUCCUCGGCGUAGCGGCCGUUAUAGUGACUGUUCUUGCUAAGAGUCCCAACCGGGGACUUGAUCCCUACUCGUGGGCAUGGAUCGAUGUGAUUUACGCUCUCUCAUAUGUGAAACUGAUUAUCACCAUCGUGAAAUACGUACCUCAAGCGUGGGUGAAUUACAAGCGCAAAUCCACCUAUGGCUGGAGUAUCGAAGGGAUCCUGUUCGACUUCUCCGGCGGUAUCCUAUCCUUAGCGCAACUCAUAAUGGACUCCAGUUUCCAAGGUGAUUGGAGCGGCAUCACUGGAAACCCGGCCAAGUUUCUCUUAUCUAACGUGACCAUCUUCUUCGAUGUCAUCUUCAUCGUGCAGCACUACAUCCUAUACAAGGACGCAGAUGAUGAUAAGAAUAAAGGACAGGGUGCGAACGAUAGAACGCCACUGCUGUCGCAACACAACGAACUGCCGUGAGCAGUUAAGGUUUUUUUGAAUGUUUUGGAUACCCGAGGCGGGUCUAUUGCAAAUUUACUUUUUUUGGAGCGUCUCAACGGGGUUUCUUUUCCCCUGCUUUGGUCCGUCGUGUAUGCCUCUGUCAAUUUGUCGUGCCUCGGUUUUCGCAAAGUGAUAGUAUCACAACCGAGGCUCAGGGGGGUUUCUUUGGAAUAUGUAUGAAACACUAGAAUCUUCGUCGCAGCACACGGCGGAGUAGCCAUUCUCCUGUGGGAUGAGCAC